UAAUGCUGCCAUCUAUCAAUGUAUACCUCGACAUCCACAAUUGCAAAGGAUUCAUCGAACAUAUAGAUAUAGGCUGGUCUAUAACCCAUGCCCUAUAACCUAACUUUCACGUGUUAUAUUUCAAAGCUAAACAAUAACAGUAAUAUUUAACGAAAAUAUUUUAAAUGAAUCAAAGUAAUUAAAAGUAAUAUUGAUAUUUUUUAUAACGCUUGAAUAUGAAUUUACUACCAAAGUGUCAUGAAGAGUUUAGUAAAGAAGAUUACUGGAAUUCAUUUUUUAAAAAACGUGGAAAAAAAACUUUUGAAUGGUACGGAGAAUAUCCUCAACUAUGUGGACAAUUAUCAAAAUAUGUUAAAAUAAAAGACGAAAUCUUAGUUGUUGGAUGUGGAAAUUCAAAACUAAGCAUGGAUUUAUACGAUGUUGGAUAUAGAAGUAUCAAAAGUAUCGAUAUUUCUAAAGUCGUAAUUGAUCAGAUGAAAGAACAAAAUAAAUUGGACCGUCCCGAUCUCGUCUUUGAAAGAAUGGAUGCUAUAGAAAUGACUUACUCCAAUGACACAUUCAGUGUCGUAAUCGAUAAAGGAACAUUGGAUGCUUUAAUGUCAAAUAAUAAUGAAGAAACUUCCUCUAAAAUUGAUAAGUAUUUUAACGAAAUUUCCCGAGUUCUACGAAGAGGAGGAAGAUACAUAUGCAUUUCAUUGUUACAAGAACAUAUUUUAAGGAAACUAAUUUCUUAUUUUGCAUCUUUGUAUUUUAUGUUUCGCAUCACACGAUGUCAAGAUGCUGAAAUCAAAGCGCAAGAAGAAGAUGGCAGUUCAUUCCCUGUUUUUAUUGUUAUGGCAACCAAAUUUCCAGGACUAUCUCAGCAGAUCUUAGAGUUAGCUUUGACUGGAGAUCACAUAUCCAAAGUUUCAAGUACUGAAGAACUCAUAAAUGCAGUUUUGGCAGUUCAGCAAUCAAAUAUCGUAUGUAACAGACUUCAAAAAAGAAGUAUUGCUGACGUAGGGGAAAUAACGCUUGACUUAUUUGAACCUGAAAAUGAUAAACCAAGAUAUAUUAUUCACGUACUUGAUCGACCCAGAAGUAACGGAAAAUCAUAUGCAGUUUUUUUAGUACCCCAAGGAAGAGAUAGUGACUGGCUUUUUGGUACAAAAGAAGGUAGAAAAGAAUUUGCUGAGCUCAUGGAAAAAGAUCGAAUAGCAAUCGUAAUUCUUGGAAGAAAUCAUACUUUCAAAAAUUGGGAUCAAGUAAAAGAAGAAUUAAAUUAUUCAGUAAAAAAUUUAGCUCCACCUGGACUUCCACCAAAUUUUUCAAUCGCUUAUUUAUCGCUCGGACCAGAUGUUGGGAAAUGUGAAACCCUUCAUGAAGAAGAAAGUGAAAUCAACGGGCGUAUUAGUAUUGAAGAUGUAUUUAGUGAUGAUCAGGAUAUAAAGUUCCGAAGGCUUAUAUUUCUUAAGAAUCAAUUUGUCAUACAAAGUGAUGCCAUGGUUAAAUCAAUUAAAACUAGACGGGGGAAGAAAAAAGAUAUAAUUGAACAUGGGUAUUUAGCAUGUGAGCAUCAUGCAUUUAUGUCGAUUGGAGUGCAGGCUAUGAUUGGAAAUAAUAGUAAUAAAAAUAACUCAAAAGAAAUCCUCGUUGUUGGAUUAGGUGGUGGUGGUCUCUGUAUGUUUCUUUAUCGGUGUUUUCCACAGUCUAAAGUAACUGCUAUCGAAAUAGACAAAACAAUAUUGAAGAUAGCCCAAGAAUAUUUUAGUUUUAUUACCGACAAUAGAUCUAAAGUUGAAAUCUGUGAUGGAAUAAAAUAUUUAGAAGAAGCUGCAGAAAGUGGAAAAAAAUUUGAUGCUAUACUAUUUGACGUAAGCACUAACGAUAAAUUAUUAGGAAUAAGCUGUCCACCUAUAGAAUUUCUAAAACCUUCAGUUCUAUCUUCAGUAUCAAAGUGUCUCAAUAAAAAUGGUUUCUUCAUAUUGAGUUUAGUAUGUCGCGAUAAAAAUUUACGACCAAAAAUUAUCAAUGACUUGAAAAAUGUCUUUUCUUCGAUUACAUCAGUAAAGAUAAAAGAUAUUAUUAACGAAAUUUUAUACUGUACAAUAACGAAGAAAACUCCUGAUGAGUGGAAGAAAAUAUGGAAUGAUUCUAAAGAAAACUUCAAGCAAAGUUUAGAAAAAAAUAAAUUGUCCAUAAAAAAUGAUACCGAAACUUCAGAAUUUCUUCAACAUUUAACAGUCGAAUUAUAAUAGUUAGUAUAAUUUAUUUGAUAUCAACUUUAAAAUUAAAUAGAUGCUUGUUUGUUAACAUUAAACAAAAGAAAAACCAAUUUGAUUUACGAAUUGUUAAAUGUUCAAUUCUUAGCUAAUUUCACAAUUAAUCAAUUAUUUCAUUUUUUAUAAUAUUUACUAAUUUUUUUUUAAAUUAUUCAGUAUGUGAAAAAUAAACGUAAAAUCUUUAAAUAUUUUACUCUCGGCUGUAAGUUUUGGAUACAUGCAUGCGGGUCGCUAGACUCAAGUACCUACUUUUAUGACUCUGUCCGUUGAGGUCAUAUAAAUGCAGUCUCUUGUUCUCUUCGUAACCCGAGCGCUCAUCUGGUUCGAUUUAAAAUAUUUUCCGUUUUAACUUUCCCUUUUUUAUAUGUGUAAUAUUUUUGUCAACGUAUUUUUCUUAACAAUAUUUCUCGGAAAUGUACUCCCAAUAAUAAAAUGAAAAGAGUCUCCGUACUCUGUUGUGCUUAAAAUACUACCAAAAGAGUCAGUCCAAAAGGAUCUCUCCGAGCGACAACUACGUCAAUUUCAGUCAAGUUCCAAGUUUAAAUCGAUUCCUCUUUCUUAGCAUUUCGUUUUUCAACUAAGUACCAAUUUUUACGAUCUACAUUAACAUCAUUUAAUCGCUGAGUUUCACUUAAAGUGAAUUGUGAGGUGAAAUAUCAGUGUCUUUUCAUCAAUCUGUGAUUGAAAUUCACCACGACGUUGAUUCACCACCAUCAUCAGAACUCUACAAUCACGAGCUUAAACCGCUACACUAAUACAUUCAUCAGACAUUUAAGAGCUCAAGCAGCACAUGGUAUUGUAUUUUAGUAAACCUAAAAUACCAAAAAGGUACGAAUCAAAUUUAUACUUGCAUACAUAUUUCAAUACAACAUUUCCCUCAGCGUCGGGAGGAUGUCGGUUCGGCCGUCAGCCCUAAACCGCCCACCGGUGCUGAGCUGAGUUACUAAUUCCAAUUCAUAUUCAAUUACAAUACGCUCAUUAUGAUACUGCGCAUAUUUCACAUUUUUUGCAUAAUACAAUACGAAUACUGAGUUUGAGUCGAGUUGAGACUUCACGAGCAAGUUCUCAAACUAUUCAUGUGCAGUGUUAUUUUGAGCCCUUUCUGAGUUCUGACACAAUACGCUCAUUAUGAUGCUGCGCAUAUUUCACAUUUCUUGCAUAAUACAAUACGAAUACUGAGUUUGAGUCGAGUUGAGACUUCACGAGCAAGUUCUCAAACUAUUCAUGUGCAGUGUUAUUUUGAGCCCUUUCUGAGUUCUGACACAAUACGCUCAUUAUGAUGCUGCGCAUAUUUCACAUUCCUUGCAUAAUACAAUACGAAUACUGAGUUUGAGUCGAGUUGAGACUUCACGAGCAAGUUCUCAAACUAUUCAUGUGCAGUGUUAUUUUGAGCCCUUCUUGAGUUGCAUCACAUUACAUACAUAAAAUUCACACAAUUAUUGAGAUUAAAAUAUUACAUAAUCUACACAAAGCAAUCAUUCAAACCGAAUUCUUUUCACUCCUUUACUCCACAUAAAUUUCAUCCAAUCAAUGCACACCUUUGAAAUCAGAAUCUCAAAUUCAAAUCAUCACUCGAUCAUACAGUCCACUAUCUCUCCACAAUCUAUCCACUGUCAAUCUCUCGCAAUCUUCAUUCAAACUCACAACAAGCUACAUUGUUCACUUCGAUUUACAGAUCAUAUUUGAAACGAGCGAACGAGCGAACGAGCGGACGAGCAAACGAGUGUACGAGUAAUAAACAAUUACUCGAAACCGAGUCCACGAGUUCCUCCCGAACUCCUUUUCACCUCCCGAAGCCAGCUUCGCACGGUUGGAAGUCAAUCUCCCUCCAGCGGUUAUCUUCAGACAACCACCAAAAAUAACUCCACGCCAGUUUAACUUCCUUAUAAUCUUGCUGGGACCAGAUUCAUUAAUAUCAAAUACAUAAUAUUGUUGUUAUUAAAAUUGUAUUAAAAACCAUACACUUCGAAAUAUAAAAUCAAACAUUAAAA
Messenger RNA from Cotesia glomerata, 4252 nucleotides. RefSeq names its product eEF1A lysine and N-terminal methyltransferase homolog. The record is from RefSeq and is a predicted model, not a curated record. The transcript is spliced from 7 exons. Bases 216 to 2234 code for a protein of 672 amino acids. Lineage: Eukaryota; Metazoa; Arthropoda; Insecta; Hymenoptera; Braconidae.